Messenger RNA from Phytophthora sojae, 2241 nucleotides. RefSeq lists its product as hypothetical. Bases 1 to 2241 code for a protein of 746 amino acids. The transcript is spliced from 3 exons. NCBI's taxonomy places the organism in Eukaryota, Oomycota, Peronosporomycetes, Peronosporales, Peronosporaceae. The record is from RefSeq and is a predicted model, not a curated record.
AUGGUGCGCGUGCCCGGAUCUACUAGUCCGAAAGGGGACGUGAAGGUGAAGGUUGAGGGACGCCUGAGCCGAAGGAUUUCGUUUACGAAGAAGUUCCCCGUUAAGGCUCCGAAAGGAGCCGUCCAGGACUCGGUCCAAAAACCGAGUUCCAUUGGUCCUGCUGCUAAGCGGGACCCCGGCGUCGCUGAAAAGCGAGCUCGAAACCUGGAGCGCGAGCAUCUGAAGGGGGUCAUCCGCGACCCCGCUGCCCGAAGCGAUGCUCUAGACGCUGCGAUGGACUUCAUGGAAGUCGAAGAUGCGAAGAAGAAAGCCGAGAAGAAAACGGUGAAAUUGAAGAUCUCGGCGCUAGCGGUCCAUGGCCCCAGCAACGACACUCACGAUGAAGACAAACGAUUUCGUGAAGCCGAAGUCAACUACUUCCGUCAAGAGCUUGCGUUCCUGCUCCAGAGAGGUCCGUUCCUGCUUCGCAACCCGCGCACACUAACAAUCCGAGAUCCGCUUCACGCCGUCACGAUGCUGUUCUGCGUGCUCGAAGAUGCUGGUUUCAAGGUACAUGAACAGCGGAUCUCCACCGAUGUACGCGAGUACGAUCUGAAAACCACCGUCCUUACGCUCGCGCGGGUGUACGCAGUGUUGCAGAAGCUCGUCCCGAGUGCAAAUGACUCAUCCGCGCCGUUGCCGACCGGAGACCUCACACCUCCUCGGUUGGACGAUUCACGGAUCUACUUCAAGUUUGAAGAUGACGGUGACGCUCUCAUGAGGAGCACUACCUCAACCAAGAAGCCUCCACCGGCCCCACGUGUGUCCCGCCGAGAACGACGUGCGCAAGGGAUCCCAGCGAUCGCUGCAAACGAUGUAGGACGCGGGAAGUCUGCGCAAGUGUCAAAUAUUGCGCAGACUCGCCCAGCGAGAGGACCACGUGGGAGGAUCCAGGAGGCUCAAGAGGUUGCAAGAGAGCCCGAUCGCCCCGGCGGUGUGGCUGAAGACCUUCUUUACCAGUUUGCGAACGAGCGAGACGAGCCUGAAGACGUUGAGAUGCAACCAGUCACUGCGUCUCCCGCUCGGCCACGUAUCGGGUACCGAUCCCAGACACAACCGGAAUACCAAGGAGAUCUCCAUGACCUAUCCGAUGACCUCGGCUAUGAUGGAGGUGGCGGAACCGGAGGUCGUGUCGCAGCUGUGUCCACGGCAACAAGGUUGCGAGCAUCGGCUGUGUCCGAACUGAAGGACUUCAGCGGCAAGGAACAUGACGAAGAAGCCGCCCGAGCCUGGUUCAACAAGGUUAGAACGGCCUUCCGACGGGAUCAGAUGCAGUCAGACGAGAUGUACUUGACAUUUGCCGAUUUGAUGAUAGGCCCUGCGCGCAAUUGGUAUUACCAGCUGAGCCGCACCGCUCGCGCGUCGUGGACUGACCUGGGUGAACAGUUCCAGAUCCACUUUUGCGGUAAAGGGAUCUCCCUCGCGCGCAAGUACUACCCCAUGCUGCGCGGGAGUCAGGAAGACCCACUGGAUUACUUAUACCGGCUUAAUCUGGCCGGGAUAACUGCAAACUUGAAGAUCCAUGAUGGCACCAAGGAACAACGACGUGAACACGUCGACCACUUCAUCGAUACAGUCCAAGAUGACGAUCUCGCCGGAUCUCUGGUAGUGUUGAGGCUGCCUGACUCAGAAGCUCUCGAAGGCGUCCUGUUGGCCAUGCGACGCCGCCACCAACGUCGCAAGAUUGAGACCCAAGGUUCGAAAUACCGCCAAAAGGCUCCCGCCCCUGCAGCCUCCUCGAGGGCGGUGCGGGUUGUGACUACCGGUCGCGGACGCCGCGGAGAUCACGGAGAUCUCAACGAGUUCGAGGGCGCAUCAAGCAGUUCCGAUAACGAAUCUGAAGACGAAAGAGCGCACGUGUUUUCGGCAGCUAGGACGCCUACACCAGGAGAUGGUGAACAGCCAGGGGCGCGCCAAGACCGCGAAGACCAACUGGGGCGCCCGAAGUACGGCACUCGAUGCUCACACUGCGGAUCUCGCAAGCAUACGGAUCUCGGGUGCUGGAAGAGGCUCACGUGGCAGAAGUGUGGACGCAUGGGCCAUCCUACCGACAAGUGCUUCUACGUCUGCAAGUGCUGUGGAGACGUUCACGAAGCAGGUCAGUGUAAAAUCGGCGACUUCUUCGAUGCUGUUCGCCAAUGGUACAACCCGACUCGCCAUGCCAGACUGCUGCCCGAGAGCGUCGAGAAGGCGUUAAACUAG